Molecule: messenger RNA, 672 nt
Organism: Acyrthosiphon pisum (pea aphid)
Lineage: Eukaryota; Metazoa; Arthropoda; Insecta; Hemiptera; Aphididae
Product: JNK-interacting protein 3
Exons: 4
Coding region: 1-672 (223 amino acids)
Biological process (GO): vesicle-mediated transport
Cellular component (GO): cytoplasm
Molecular function (GO): signaling receptor complex adaptor activity; JUN kinase binding; MAP kinase scaffold activity
Source: RefSeq, a predicted model, not a curated record
AUGGCUCAAGAAGUAGUGUACGGGACUCAAGACGACACCCAUGUCGUCAUGUCUGAAAAAGUACAAUCACUAGCUGGUAGUAUUUAUCAGGAAUUCGAAAAAAUGAUAUCCAAGUAUGAUGAAGAAGUUGUGAAAAAUUUGAUGCCACUAGUGGUUAAUGUGUUGGAAUGUUUGGAUCUUUCCCACACGGAAAAUCAAGAACAUGAGGUAGAAGUUGAACUACUACGAGAAGACAAUGAACAAUUAGUUACUCAAUAUGAGAGGGAAAAACAACUAAGGAAAUCCGCAGAACAGAAACUUUUAGAAAUGGAAGACUAUAUUGAAGAUGAGAAAAAAGAUUAUCAAAGUAAAAUAGAGAGUUUAGAAUCAAUUGUUAGAAUGUUAGAAUUAAAAUCAAAAAAUGCUUCAGACCAUGUUUAUAGAUUGGAAGAAAAAGAACAAGAUAUGAAACAAGAGUACACUAAAUUGCAUGAACGAUACACAGAAUUAAUUAAAACACACAUGGAUAACAUAGAACGUACAAAAAUUUUAAUGGGUUCUGGUGACCGUAUGGAUAAUCCUAGAAGUAUGCGUAUGCCUUUUAUGAGCAUGGCCCAUAUGAAUCGAUCUUCUGGACCAGUUUCAUUUGGGUUUAGUUCCCUUGAAAAGUCCUUCUACACUAAAGUCUAUUGA